Molecule: messenger RNA, 9741 nt
Organism: Hermetia illucens (black soldier fly)
Lineage: Eukaryota; Metazoa; Arthropoda; Insecta; Diptera; Stratiomyidae
Gene: jbug
Product: filamin-A
Exons: 19
Coding region: 713-9457 (2914 amino acids)
Biological process (GO): actin cytoskeleton organization
Molecular function (GO): actin filament binding
Source: RefSeq, a predicted model, not a curated record
GAGAUAUGCACAUGGUUCCGUACAAAUCUGUGUCUGUUUUAUCACAAAGACAACAAUUUCUCAUUUCUUUCCGCAAAUAAAUGGAAAAAGUGAUGCUUGUUAUGAGUAGAAACGAAAUUGUGUCAGUUUGAUAUAUUUUGCUUCGGAACAACGUCAAACUGUGUGUUUGUGCUUAAUUUACAAAACUGUGCAUACAAAUUCAGAUGACCCGCAUAUCUAAUGAGCACCGACAACGAUGAGAACUGAAAAAACAAGCGACUCAAAUUAAGAUCACACAUUAGAGUAGACUCAGUCAAUUGGACGGACGACAGUCGGCAAGCCUACUAACUAGAGUUGAACCUUAUAGCUCUGUCGAUGGCGUGAGGAAAUGUGGAAAUGUGGAAACGUGUUUUAGGUGGAAAUUGUGUGAAUUAUACUCCCAAAUAGAGUGCCAUCGGAAGUUUUAUUGGAGUGCAUUUCGAUGAGUGAUCGGUUUUAUUUUCAGGUGAAUUGCCUCGAUAAGAAAGUGAAAAGUUUGUAGUGCAGAAUCCAAGGGAGCGAAAAAAUACCAUUUCGGAAGAAUAGUGGAGUAAUGUUGAUAAUGUGGCAAAAAUACCCUUAGAAAUAGCUUAAGAAGUUUGGGUAUAUGAACAAGUGAACGUUUCGUAAGUGAAUCGAGGAGGUGUGUAGUGUUUUAGUGCUCGCCUACCCUCCCCUCCUCUUUUUGUGAAAAAUGGAUAUAAAGGAGCUUAAAGGAGCGAAAAUCACACACGCGGGUCUUUUGCAGCAUAACAACGAUGGCUCCACCGAAACGCAAAAGAUCACGCAUGCGGGUUUGCUGGCGCGCAGCCCUGAAGGUACAGCUGCCAAAGGUAUGAACAUACGUGGAAACGAGGAUCUGUGGGUGGAAAUUCAAGCCAACACAUUUCGUAAUUGGGUGAACGAGCAUCUUCGUGGUACUGGCAUGCAGGUGCAUGACUGGAGCACGGACUUUUGCGAUGGCACUCAUCUUUGCGCGUUGGUUGAAAGCUUGCAAACGCGUCCAUUGAAGCCAUCAUGGAACAGACGGCCCGGAAACCAGCAUCAUUAUCUGGAGAACGCCACAACCGCGUUGAAUGCAAUCGAGGCUGACCACAUUAAGCUGGUUAACAUUGGAAAUGUGGAUAUCGUCAAUGGGAACGUAAAACUGAUCCUUGGAUUAAUUUGGUCACUGAUUGUCAGGUAUCAGAUAGGUCGAAGUAAGUUUCCGCCCAGGAAACUUAUGUUGGCAUGGCUCCAAGCUGCUUUGCCAGAAUGCAAAAUCACCAAUCUCACCACGGAUUGGAACAGUGGCGUGAAUCUUUCCGCCCUGCUCGAUUAUUGUCAACCAGGUCUGUUCUCCCACUGGAAGAACUUAGACCCAAGCCAAAGUGUCAGAAAUUGUACGAAUGCCAUGGAUAUUGCUCAACGUGAAUUUGGAAUUCCCAAAGUUCUGGAGCCUGAAUAUUUAGCUUCACCAUGGCUAGAUGAGUUGUCUGGCAUGACCUAUUUAUCGUACUUCAUGAAACCCGGAGGUCCUGGAUACAAUGCCACCAUGCGCUGGGUCAAUACUCAAGUCCAUCAUCCUGUGAAGAAUUUCACAACAGAUUGGAAUGAUGGCAAAGUGUUUUGCGAAAUUAUCAAAAAUUUAGGAGGUCCUGCUCCGGCUCCGGAAAAGCUUAGUACCGACCCUUUCCAUUAUGAAAACAACAUACGAAAAGCUGUCGAAGCUGGUGAAAAGUUAGGGGUGAAACCCGUUCUGAGCCCAAAAGAUAUGGCCAAUCCUGAUGUUGAGCAUUUGGGAAUAAUGGCCUAUGCUGCUCAUCUGCAGUGGAUUCCACCACGACCACCGCUUUCUGAUUUAGUUGCGAUUCAUUUGCAAAGCUCAUCUGGACGCGUUGGAGAAGAAACUUACUUCAGAGUUGAAGUUCUCUCUCGUGAAGUUGACAUCAGUCAAGUGAGAACUUUCGUAGUGCCGCCAUCCGGAGUUCCACACUCCGUCCGUUUGAAUAAGCAUGGAGAAGGUUCUUUCAUCCCAGAUAAAUAUGGGAUGCACGAAAUCGUAGUAGAAAUAGAUGAUGACAAAUUAGGUGGUCAUUUCUUCCGUGUCCUACCACGAUUCCUACAAGUGGCCCCACCUGGCAUGGCUCCAUGUGCGCUGGGAAGUCUUGUCGAAGUACUAGUUAACGCCACUGGUGCUCCAAAGACGGAAGAUAUUUUGGUUACCGCCUACAGUCCUUCUGGACGUUCCCAUAAAUGUCCAAUUAAAAAAGGCGAAGAAGGACAUAGUGCCAUAUUCAAACCAGAUGAAGCUGGAAUUUGGGAAAUUGCAAUUACCUACCAAGGUCGACAUAUACAAGGAGGGCCAUUUACUUGUGCUGUGUUUGACCCGAAUGGAGUUUCAGUUCAUGGAUUGGACGGAGCCAUGCCGUUACGGGCACAUUCGUUUGAAGUUGAUGCGAGGGGAGUAGGAGUCUCAGGAGAACUGCAUGUUGAUAUUGUGCACGACAAACGCUCGUUAGUUUGUUCGGUGGAGAAAAUUGUUGAAAAUAAAUAUCGUGUGACAUUCAUGCCAAGACAAAAUGGAAAGUAUCGCGUGUAUGUAUACUUCAAUGGAUAUGAUGUCAAAGGAUCACCAUUUAUCAUGAGAGUGGGCACUAAGGGGAGAUCAGGAAAAACAAGAAGCAGCCCGCAUCACGAGAAUAAGCACCGUUCUGAGAGUCCAUCUAUGUUAUAUGCAAGUUCGACAACAACUCGACACAAUGAUUUCAGAUCGGCGAAAAAGGAUCUUCUUCAUCAAGAAACUAGUAAGCAACGAUCCUACUCUCCGCAGUAUUCUCCCAAAAAUGAUGAUGAUAGAUACAAAGCUACGAGUAUGUAUUCGCCAAAACGCGAUGCCGAGGUUUAUUCACCACGACUUUCGUCGCCUGCUCGUGAGUAUUCAUCUAAAUCUUCCACCGACAUUUACUCGAGCACUUUGAAAAAGGAAUCCAAAAAACAAGCUGAGUUGAAGAACGAUUACUACUACGACAAGGAAAAUGAACUUUACUCAAGAAAGCGUGAUCGUGACUUAACUUUAAGUCCUCCCAGAGAAGAUCGCUACAAUAGCUCAACAUAUGUCUCUUCAAGUUACGCCGCAAAACAAAGAGGAUCUAGUAGUCCUGUAUCAAGCCCAGUUCAUGUUCGAGCGAGCUCAGUGUCCCGCAAUAGUCCAAUUACAAUAAAAUCCACAAGCCAUUUCGAAAGUACCAGCUCCAGAAACCUCACUUCCAGCCCAAAAACGGUGUCAGCAUCUCCAGUUCAACGAUCAUAUACAGGAUCUCCCAGCAAUUAUAUCACAGCAUCAACCCAUCGCAUUGGCAGUCCAAUUACAGUUAACAGAACUUCUUCAGCAGGAGUCUUCGAAAAUGUUCGUCAUGUUGAAAAGUCUACAAGCUACAAAACGUCUUCCAACUACUUAUCGGAUAGCAAUAUCCGAUCCAGUCCACUUACUACUGGUGGUCGAAGAACGGUGAGUCCUGAUCCUGUAGAUCAUUCUUCGAAUGUUCGCGUCUCGUCGAUAAAGCCCGCCGCUUCUCGGCGAGAUAGCUGGGAUGUAAUCAAUAAAACCAAGCAUAUGUUCUCACAUAAUUCUUUGGAGUCACUGGCGAAUAUGACCGAAAGUCAGUUGAAUACAGAUCUAUCGUAUGUUCGUCCAGACGUUGACAAUGAAACACAAAGGAAUACGCAUUAUAACAAAUUCUCAUUGAGCGAGUCACGGCAGCGUUCAGACCGCCGUGGUUCAGAUGAUUCGGAUAAAUAUAGACCCAGUGCCAUUACAGUAAAAAACUCAGAAAAUUCAUAUAACGCUAGAGGGAAUUACACAACCACAAUAAAGGAGACUAGUGAGCGAUACGUUACUAAUGAAAGAGGUGGUGGGGAUUACAGUUACUCGACUCGAUUUCGUCCGAUAGCUGAUAAUGUAACAGGAGCUAAAGCUAUUCGCGUUCAAGACAUUCCGAAUGGUGUUCUGGGCAGACCAGUCGAGUUCGAGAUAGAUGGAUCCCGAGCAGGGUCUGGAAAUUUGGAGAUUUUAGUGAAUGGUGGUAGAGUCACCUCUUCAGUGCGAUCGUUGGGCGGUCAACGGUUUAUAGCCAGCUUUACAUCACACGAGCCGGGAACGCAUACAGUUCAAAUAACAUUCAAUGGUGAAGUUGUUGAAGGAUCACCUUGGCACGUCGAUAUAAUGUCUUCGCCAGGCCUAACCCCUUUAGGGGAUUCAACACGUCUAGUACCAGCUAACACACCGGCGGUUUUUGAGAUACUGCCGCCUCCUGGAUCAAGCCUCAGCCGAGGCGAUUGCCUAGCAACAGUCCUGUCUCCCAGCAAGACUAAAGUUAACGCUAGAGUCACCCAUGAGGCGGCAAAUGGUGCGAUGCGUAUUGAAUUCGUACCAACCGAAGUUGGAACGCAUGUAAUCGAAGCUUCAAUAAGUGGUAACAAGUUAGCUGGCGGCCCACUAGUGGCUAAAGUUUACGACGCCAGCUUGAUACAAGUGACUGAUGUUAAUGGCGGCGUAGUUGGGCAACCAUGCCAAUUCAGAGUUGAUGCAAGUGCGGCUGGCGAAGGACAAUUGGAAAUAUCAAUCAAUGAAGGCGAAGUACCAAAUCACGUUCAAGUUGUGGGAGGCGGUCGUUGUUUGGUCUCCUUCACCCCAGAACAAGCUAAGCCCCAUCUGAUCGAUAUCAAAUUUAAUGGGGAGACAGUACGAGGAUGCCCCUUUGUUUGUUCUGUAGCAGAUACAAGUCGUGUGAUGUUGAAUUUGUCGAAUCUAGAAUUGAUUGCACUUAAUCGACCCGCCUCCUUCCAUAUAACAGUGAGUGGGGGUGGUGCAGCCGAGCUCGCUGUUAGUGUACGUGGCCCGCACGGUGAAUUACCGGUACGCGUAACAGGAGACAUUCACGCCGGAUUUACUGCCGAAUUCACACCAACUAGUGUCGGUGGACACACAAUUAAUGUUGAAUACAAUGGAUAUCCUGUGCAAGGAACUCCAUUCCUGGCUAAGGCAUACGAUGCUGGCAAAGUUGUAGUGGGAAGUGUAUCUCGAGGAACAGUUGGUCGUCCGGUACAAUUUACCGUCGAUGCUGGUGACGCUGGCGAGGGAAAUUUGGAAAUAACGAUUGCUGCCAAGGGUCACAAUAUACCAACGCAAGUACAUCCGCAAGGAAAUGCAAGGUUCUCCGUUUCGUUUGUCCCUGCUGAAGCGUGUGAACAUAUAAUAAAUGUGUCAUUUAAUAAAAUGCCGGUACCUGGCUGUCCGAUUUCGGUUAAUAUUAGUGGUGGAACGUCGGGGCCGCAAGUGUCCCUUGGCGGUCCCGGUCCUGUACACCAAGCUAAUUCGUUUACAAUUAAUCAUCCAAGUGGUCGACUUGAAGACAUUGAAGUGAAUGUUGAAGGUCCAUCAGGACAAUCGGUACCCGCCCAAGUGCAUCAAACGGCGGAGGGAGUUUUUAAGGCUGAAUUCGUACCAAGGUCUGUUGGAGAGCAUCGCGUUAAUGUUUUAGUGAAAAGUCAGCCAACCGCCGGGAGCCCGUACGCCGCCAAGGUUUACGACGUGGACGCUAUCAAGGUGAAAAAUGUGAGCAAUGGAACUGUUGGUAAGCCCGUAACAUUCCUCGUUGAAACUUCACAAGCUGGACCAGGGAAUUUGGAAGUCACUGUUAACGGUGGUCGUGUACCGACUUCAGCACAAGCACAAGGACAGCAUACAUACGCUAUUAGCUUCACACCCCGCGAAGCUCAAAAUCAUACGGUAGAGCUACGCUUCAAUGGUCAAGACGUCCCCGGGAGCCCGUUCACUUGCAGAGUCUCAGCGGCUGCCCGAGUAGUUGCAGCUGAUUCAAUGGAUAAGGUUAGCGUUGGUCGAGUAUUUGAAUUCAUGGUAGACUCCGAUGUAAGCCCACUGGUGGAGGUUUUGGGUCCGGCGAGAAGAAGUGUUCCGACCAAAAUUGAAUCUACCGAUAAUGGAUAUAAGGUGAAAUUUGAACCCUUGGAUGUUGGAGAUCAUUCUGUAGAAGUCAGAGUGCCUCAGGGAGGACAUGUAGAAGGAAGCCCUUUCUUGUUGAAAGCAUAUUCAGCAGAAAAGGUUAUUGUUACGGAUAUUAGACCUGGCGUGGUUGGAAAAAGUGUUAGUUUUGGUAUUAACGCUAGCCAGGCUGGAGCCGGGAACCUGGAGAUUAUAGUGGCAGUUAAUGGAAAGAAUGUUCCGAAUUUCGUACAGUCGGAAGGAAAUGCAAGGUUUAAAGUUAACUUCAAACCCACAGAAGCAGCAACUCAUUCAUUGUCGGUACGCUUCAACGGUCAUCCAGUCCCGGGAUCACCUUUUGCUUGCCACAUUUCGCCAGCACCAAUUUCAUUGCCUAAAGCGGUCGCUACUGGAGAAGGACUGAAACAAGCUUCAGUCAAGAUGGACAAUACGUUCGAAUUGGAAGGUUUCGAGGGCAUUGAACCGCAAGUUUUUGCCACUUCCCCGUCUGGUGAUAAUGUUCCAGUUAAUUUGACACCAAGAGGCGAGAUGUAUAUCGCUUCGUUCCGACCCAGUGUGGUGGGAAGACACUUGAUUAGCGUAACGGCGAACGACCAACAUAUUGCAGGAUCGCCUUUCUCAUGUAACGUAUUUGACGUAUCGCGGGUAUCUAUAAGUGGCUUAGACCAAGCAGAAGGACCAACAGCCCUGGGGGUUCCAGUUACAUUCAGUGUAGACGCUGCUGGUGCCGGUGAAGGAACACUUGAGUUAGUAGUAUCUACAGAAACGAGUACGGUAAAAGCUGAAGUAGUUGCUUGCGCACGUGGUUUGUACGAUGUAACAUUUAUCCCGCAAUCUUGCGAACCCCAUUUUGUAAAUAUCACCUUCAACGACGUACCUGUAGACGGAAGUCCUUUCCGUGUAGAAGUCAAUCAGAAUACACAAUAUCUACAGAUUGGAAGCGCUGCGACUAUAGAACUUGCAUCCGAAGAUCAGAUGGUUGAAGUGGUUGGUCCUGACCACAAACCCGUUGCUUAUACACUUCAACAGAAUGUUGCCGAAUUCCGAACACACUCUAUCGGAAAUUACAUUAUUCGUUUCAUCGACCGAGAAACACGCCACCAUAUUACAACGAGGACCAUAAGUGUGUUUGAUCCAACCCUUGUCAAGAUCGCUGAGGUUAGUGAAGCCUUAUGUCACAGACCAGCCACUAUAGCUGUAGCUAUCGAUGAUGCUGGCCAAGGCAAUUUGACUGCUCUGGUACGAUGUGGUCCAGUCGAGGUACCACAUUCGAUACGCGGGCCAUCGAAGAAUGGUGUUUAUGAAAUCGUAUACCAUCCAACUAGGGUGGCACCGCAUAAGAUCGCUAUAAUGUACAAUGGCGUACCCAUAUCGACAAAGUCACUUGAGAUCAAUGUCCAACCACCAGGUACUGGGAAAGAGAUUACUGUAAGUGGAUUGGGUUUGUAUCAAGCAAGGGUUGGGAAAACAACUUCGUUUUCAAUCGAUACGAACGGUCGUCCCGCUAGAGAAUUUGACGUAGUUGUUUCAGGGCCUGGAGGAGAAGCGUUGCCUGUGCGAUGCUAUCAAACGAAGGGAGGUCAUUUACAGGCGGAAUUUACCAUCAACAAAGUCGGACAGUGUUUGAUAGAGGUACUGCAUCAGUCUAAACCGCUGCCAGGAAGUCCGUUUACAUGUGAGUCUUUCAACACGGAGAAAGCUGUUCUGCAAGGAGUACCUAAGGGUCAACUAGCACAACAUAGCCCAAUUUCAAUGAUCCUUAAGGCUGACCAAGCUGGAACUGCUGAAUUGGAAGCAUUUGUCCUAUCACCAAUCGGGCAAAACAUUCCAGUUCGAGUUAGUGAGCAAUCUGAAGGUCAAAGCGUUAUUGAAUUCACACCAAACAUGUCAGGCCAUUACAAAACAGUGAUCUUCUACGGGGGUGAACCUGUACCAGGAACACCUUUAUCUUUCUCUGUAACGAAAGCGGGAAGUAAAUCUGAUGCAAGAGCCGCAGGCAACGGUUUAGAAAUUUGCCAUCGAGGAAAGGAAACUUCAUUUGUUGUGUAUUGCCCAACUAUGCCAAAUGUUCAAAUUGAAAGAAUGGAUGAAUAUGGCGAGAGAAUCGAACCAAGAAUAAAGCUUCUUGGCAACAACGAAUGGAAAGUCUCAUAUACUAUUCUCUCGUCAGGAAAAUAUGAAAUUCGUGCAAGCUGUCCAAACCGUGGCCCAUUACCAGGAUCCCCAUGGAGCAUCUCUUGCGUUGAUGCUAACAAAGUGACACCAGUUGGCGGCUGGGGAACUCUCCUAGAUCACGAAGGUCGAUUGAUCUUGCCAGCAAGAAUUAUGUUUGAUGUAUCCCAGGCUGGCCCAGGAGAAUUGGUUUGUACCGUUGACGGAAGAGAGAUUACAGUUGAUAAGCACGGAGACGGCAAAGCACGUCUAUUUCUCAGUGCAGAUAAUUUGACUCCCGGAGAGCAUGACUUUGAUCUAACAUGGAGUGGGGUGUCAGUUAUAAACUGCCCAAGAAGCGCAUAUGUAACAGCCCAGCAAGCAGCAGACAAGGUAGUUCUAACUGGUCGUGGCUUGGCCGCUGCUCAAGCUGGUGAAGCUGCCCACUUUACGAUUGAUGCAUCCGACGCGCCAGCUGGCCGACCAGAGGUGAUGCUCACUCAUCAAGAUGGAACUGUUGUACCUGUCAGUUUAUCCCAGCCGCGUCCCAAUGAAUCACUUUGGCUUGCGUCGUAUACUCCACAGCGUUCUUCUUCAGGACCACUGAAUCUGAUUGUUAAAUGGAAUGGAAGAAUGGUAAAGGGAUGCCCUCUGACGGUCGCCGUUGGAUCUUCUGUAGAUGCUUCGAAGGUAAUCUGUUCAGGUGAAGGUCUUCGUCACGGCAUAGUCGGUAAAGAAAUCAAAUCGUGGAUUGACACUCGAAGAGCUGGACCUGGAGAGUUGACUGCUCAUUGUGCUGGUCCUAGAAAAGUUGCCUACUGUGAACUUUAUGAUCACGGAGAUGCAACGUUUACAUUGAAUAUUAAGCCACAGGAGCCUGGAAGGCAUUUACUUACCAUAAAAUAUGGUGGGCAACAUGUACCUGGAUCGCCGUUUGCACUGAAGAUUGCCGGUGCCCCAGAUGCAAGCAAGGUGAGAGUAUAUGGACCUGGUAUUGAACAUGGUGUUUUGGCUACAUUCCAAUCUCGAUUCAUUUGCGAUACUCGAGGGGCUGGAGCCGGUCAAUUGACUGUUCGGGUUCGAGGACCUAAAGGUGCAUUCCGAGUGGAAAUGCAACGCGAAAGCCAAAAGGAUAGAACGAUUUUGUGCAAGUAUGAUCCAACCGAACCGGGAGACUAUCGGGUUGAAGUUAAGUGGGCUGGAGAAUUUGUUCCGGGAUCACCGUUCCCUGUUAUGAUAUUCGACACCGAGGAAGAACUGAGGAGGUAUCUGCAAGGACUUUAAACAAUUAGACCACGUAGUACAGAGAAUAGCAUGCAGAAAAUAAUGUCGAAAAUUGAUAAGACAGACUUAGUGCCUUUGCAUUAGACACAAUUUUUCUACUUUACAAAUGCAAAUAUUCUGUUUUUGUUUCGUUAUGCUUCUAUAUAAUAACAUUAUUUUUCGAAUAUUUAUACAACGAAUUAAAGAGUGUAACAAGAAUAAUGGACUUAUGUGUAUGUUUGAUGUUUUAAUCAUUUUUAUUAUUUUUAAUAUUAUUAUUAAAUCGAAUAAAUAAUUCAAAAAUA